AUGCAGUCCUCAUCUGAUUUAGAAAACCAAUACGACAAGGUUUCUCUUGAUCUGGAUGGCCCGAAUGAUCCCCUGCUCCCCAGAUCGGGCCGUUCCUCUGCCAGGGUUUGUGCACCACUAAGGAGAUCCCUUGAGGUUAUUGAGCUUGACGAUAUUCCGCCAAUCAUCAAAUCCAAUAAUGGCAACGUCUUCUGGGCUGAUGAGAGAUGUGGAAGACGAGUCGGCUUGACAGCAACCGAAGCUCGACUCUUCUUGAAAUUACUCCAAACUGAUGAACCCGAGAACUACAAUUACGAUGAGUUCAAGUCUAUGUUCGACGAUUUUGGAAGAGAGCAGAAGAGGUUGGAGGAUUUGGUUCAUGCGGUCAAAUGGUGGAACGUUCCCAUGUAUCGACAGAGAUCGAUCUGGAACGCAAGAAUUCAGUGGUUGAAAAGAAUGGACGAACCUCGUCUAUGGCUUCUCUACCUCAUGGCCCGAAGACGCAGGAUCCUGAAGAAAGCUACCAAGAAAGUCUUGUGUAGACUCAAAGAAAAGAGACGUGUUCGUAUGGCGCUUCAUGAAUCUCCUACACGAGGACGACAAACUCAGCCAACCACCCAGCAAAAUCAGCCACCCGAUCAAAGGAUCAUGAUCAACGAUGAAACACAAACGUCAGAACUCCAACUUGACAUCCCGACCCCACCUAUAAAGAAAGGCCCUCGAGCUAGCUUCGCCAGCGAGGCAAGUCAAACGUCCGACGUUAAACUUGGUGUCAUUCGACGUAUUCGAGAUAGUCUGAGCGAAUCCAGACACCAGGAUAGCAGUCAUUCUCACAAUUCCCACCAUUCAGGAUCCAGACCAAGACAUAGUCGUUCCUCACAUGGUCAUUGUCCAGUCUUCGAGGAUCGGAUCGAAGCAACGAGAGAACAUAUCAAGAAACAAGUCGAGAUCAUAAUGCCUCCACAGAAGCCGUACAUUGUGAUUGGAUGGUUUGUUCAUUCAGCUAGUGAUCCUAAUGAGCGGAUUAUGCAGUUUGAUAAUCCUGAGGAGCUCUUCAAAUCCAUGAGAAAAGGAGAGAGGAAUGUUAGAGGUUAUCGAAGAUUCCUUUCCUUGCGUGGCCUGAGAGGAUUUGGCUUGUACAAGUGUGACAUUUCUCGCGGUGCCCAUAUCCCUUUAAUUCUCAACGCAUCUCAAGAAGCUGUGCUCUCGCAAAUGUACCUAGCAUACAACGCCUCUUACCGCCAUCACGACGAGGAUGUUGCACGAGCCUGGCAAGGAUGGGUAUACAAGAAUCUCAAUGAUUGCAAGAACAAUCCUCUAGAGGGAAGAUACUCUCUACAACUGAUCUACGAUUGGUCCUCCUAUCGCCUAAGCACUGUCGUAGCCAUUCCGCUGCUCCUAUCUUUGGCUAUUGGUUUCUGGUACAUGAAUGGAAGAGGGGAUGUGGUUACUGCUUGGACUUUGGCUUUGUAUAUUGUAACUGCUGCUGCUGCACUUAUUGCUUUGAUGGCUGUUAUUGGAGGUCUGAAAGAUAUUUGA
Messenger RNA from Mollisia scopiformis, 1518 nucleotides. RefSeq lists its product as uncharacterized. The transcript is spliced from 3 exons. The coding region runs from base 1 to 1518 and encodes 505 amino acids. NCBI's taxonomy places the organism in Eukaryota, Fungi, Ascomycota, Leotiomycetes, Helotiales, Mollisiaceae. The record is from RefSeq and is a predicted model, not a curated record.